Messenger RNA from Thyridium curvatum, 330 nucleotides. RefSeq lists its product as uncharacterized. The record is from RefSeq and is a predicted model, not a curated record. Bases 1 to 330 code for a protein of 109 amino acids. NCBI's taxonomy places the organism in Eukaryota, Fungi, Ascomycota, Sordariomycetes, Thyridiales, Thyridiaceae. The transcript has a single exon.
AUGCUUCCCUCUCAGAUCACCGCCUUGGCCACCAUCCUGCUCGCCGGCGUCUCCACAGCCGCAGUCGCCGCCCCGGGCCAGGCUCUCUCCCCGUCCUUGUGCAUCGACGGCGAGGUCAAGACCGUCACGGCCCAAGAGGCCCUCGAGCAGUACGGCAUGGCCGGCGCCGUCAACCUGGACGACUUCCCCACCAUCAGCUCGGAGGACUCGGUGCAGGUGUGCGCCAAGGGCUGGGCGCCUGCCCAGGUGCGCGAGCGGGCGAACCUGUGCCCUCCCAACUGCUACAAGAACUGUGGCAAGCUUAUCUGGCCAUGGGCCAUCUUUGGGUGA